AUGGCGUCUCUUCGAGUUUUCUCCACGAAUCAUCAAUCUCCGCUUCUUCCAUCACCGCUAUCCUCGAAACCCUUAUUAUCCUUACCACGAUUCGUCAAAAGCCACACCAGACAGAGUCCAAUUCGAUCCGUUCUUCAGUUUAAUCGCAAGCCGGAGCUCGCCGGAGAGACGCCGCGUAUCGUUGUCAUCACCUCGGGAAAAGGCGGCGUUGGAAAGACGACAACCACUGCAAACGUCGGUCUCUCUCUCGCUCGUUACGGCUUCUCAGUCGUCGCCAUCGACGCGGACCUCGGCCUCCGUAACCUCGAUCUACUCCUAGGGCUAGAGAAUCGAGUCAACUACACCGUCGUCGAGGUACUGAACGGAGACUGCCGUCUCGACCAGGCCCUGGUGCGCGAUAAGCGCUGGUCGAAUUUCGAAUUGCUAUGUAUCUCGAAACCUAGAUCGAAACUUCCGAUGGGGUUCGGUGGGAAAGCACUGGAAUGGCUCGUCGACGCCCUGAAAACCAGACCAGAAGGCUCUCCGGAUUUCAUCAUCAUCGAUUGCCCUGCAGGGAUCGACGCCGGGUUCAUAACCGCCAUUACUCCGGCGAACGAAGCGGUCCUGGUAACAACACCGGACAUUACAGCGCUGAGAGACGCCGAUAGAGUGACGGGUUUGCUCGAGUGCGACGGAAUCCGGGAUAUAAAGAUGAUUGUGAACCGGGUGAGGACUGAUAUGAUCAAAGGAGAGGAUAUGAUGUCGGUGUUAGACGUGCAGGAGAUGUUGGGACUGUCGUUGCUCGGAGUGAUUCCUGAAGACUCUGAGGUAAUCAGAAGCACGAAUCGAGGGUUUCCGCUUGUUCUGAACAAGCCUCCGACGCUUGCGGGGUUGGCUUUUGAGCAGGCGGCGUGGAGACUCGUGGAGCAAGAUAGCAUGAAGGCUGUUAUGGUCGAGGAAGAGCCUAAGAAACGCGGCUUCUUCUCUUUCUUUGGCGGCUAA
This is a messenger RNA of Thlaspi arvense, 981 nucleotides long. NCBI's taxonomy places the organism in Eukaryota, Viridiplantae, Streptophyta, Magnoliopsida, Brassicales, Brassicaceae. The record is from the annotation of a GenBank genome assembly.